Arabidopsis thaliana (thale cress) is the source of this 958-nucleotide messenger RNA. RefSeq names its product atypical CYS HIS rich thioredoxin 1 (gene ACHT1). The record is from RefSeq and is marked reviewed. Gene Ontology annotation, cellular component: chloroplast stroma; chloroplast. The transcript has 4 exons. Lineage: Eukaryota; Viridiplantae; Streptophyta; Magnoliopsida; Brassicales; Brassicaceae. The coding region runs from base 46 to 711 and encodes 221 amino acids.
GGGAAAGAAUUAGAGAGCGAAACAGAACAAAACAAACAAAAAGUCAUGUCUCCGACGACGACAUCGUUACGAUCCCUAAGCUUCUCGCUUUACGCUUCUUCUAAUUCUACUCCGAUUUCUACACCAAUUGAGGCCCGACAGUUACUGAGUUCAUGCAAUAGAUUCUACGGUCUGUCCUCUUCGAGCUCUUCUUCCUCCCUUACUACUUCAUCUUUGAUCGGAAAUCUUGUUUUCUCAUCAAGGAAUCAGUCUCUCUCCGUAAAGGUCCAAGCGUUAGCUGCUGAAACCGAACAGCCAAAAUGGUGGGAGAGGAAAGCAGGGCCAAACAUGAUUGACAUUACCUCAGCUGAGCAGUUUCUCAACGCGUUAAAAGAUGCGGGAGAUAGAUUAGUUAUCGUAGAUUUUUACGGAACUUGGUGUGGUUCUUGCCGUGCAAUGUUCCCAAAGCUCUGCAAAACGGCGAAAGAACACCCUAACAUCUUGUUCCUUAAAGUAAACUUUGACGAGAACAAGUCUCUCUGCAAAAGCUUAAACGUCAAGGUGUUACCGUAUUUCCACUUCUACCGCGGUGCUGAUGGCCAAGUCGAAUCCUUCUCAUGCUCUCUUGCCAAGUUCCAGAAACUGAGAGAGGCGAUAGAGAGACACAAUGUAGGAAGUAUCAGUAACAUCUCUUCUUCAGCUUCUGAGAAAGUUGAAGAUUCAAGUGAAUAAUCAAUGCCUGGUUCAGAUUGAUCACAGAUUAUUUUGUUAAAUCGCUUCCCUGUAUAUAUGUUGACUGCAUUUUCCAUGUGGUGCAUCAUAAUUUUUGUACAUAAAUAAAUGAGUCUGACUUCGAGUUCAUCGCCUAUCAAGUAUCAGCUUCCCUAAACCGAGUAAAACCGGGAAGUGUUGGGUUUCAAAAUUAACUUGGUGAGUUAACAGUUAACACACACAUCCACCGUUUUUAGAUAGAUAAGAG